AUGAAUGAGUAAUUACGAUUUCUUAAACUUGAAGAAUCUAUUGAAUAACUGAGCAAAUCAUUUAUACCUCAUCUUGAUUAGAUUUCUUAGAUGUAAUAAAAAUUAUCAGCUUUGGAUGUUUUUAUAACCAAUAAUCCAAGAGUUGAUUUGAUAAGUGAUACCAUUUAACUUCUAAAUUCUUAAUUAAAGAUUUAAGAAAGAUUAAGUUCAAUUGAAUCAUAACAUUCCAAAUUCAGUAGUCAUUAUGAUGAAAUUCUAAAUAGACAUUCUGUUUACAUUAUGUAAAUUCAACCUUGGAUUGAUGAAAUGCAUAGGUAAUAAUUUAAUGAAAUAUUUAUUAUAGUAUUUUAGAGGAAGCCAAACAAAAUAGAGAUAUGAAUAAUCAAUUGAGAAUAAAUUUCAAAGAAAUGAAUUAAAAACAUAAAGAAUAUACUGGAAUACUAUUGUAAAAUGAUAGAUUAACUUAAAAUUAUAAGACUCGUCUUGAUCAAUUUGAAACAUAAUUGGCUUCUAAAAUAGAUCAUUCAGAAAUAACUAAAGUAUAAGAUUUAAUGAGAAGAGAUUUUGUAACUUGUAUUGAAUUAGAUAAUAUCAAGAAUUAGAUUCAGUAAAGAAUAGAUAGAUUGUAAGGAGAAAUGUGUACUAAAUAAUAAUUAGGAAUUGUUUAAGAUAAUAUAUAAUUUAUAAAAGAUAGAUAAGUGUUAGUCUUAAGUGAAUUAGUUGAUAAGAAAGUUGAAGAUCUUGCUAAUAAUAAAUUAAAAGUAUAUGCAACAAAAAAUGAUUAAAGAGUCUUUGAAGAUAGAGUAAAUUAAGUAUGUAAGAUUUUAUCAGAGAAAAUAUUGAUGAUAUAAAAAGAAACAACAGAAGAACAUAAGUUAAUGUAAGAAUAAGUCAAAGAGUAGAAUUAAUAAUAAAAUGACUUAAAAUCAUAAUUACAUAUUAUUAAUUCUACUUUCUAAAAAGUUGUUAUGAAAGAUGAAUUAUAAAUAGCAAUGUAAAAAACUUUACGAUUACAAAGAGAAUCUGAAUAUUUAAAUGAAAAAUUAGAAUCAAUAAGUGCUGAAAUAUUUGAAUAGAAAGUCUCAUUUCAAUAAUUUAAUAAAUAGAAGAAUUUAGAAAUAUAAACUUUAUAACAUUAAUUAAUUCAAAAAGAAGGUGAAAGUGUUACUUAUUGUGAAAGUCCAAAAAGAGCUGAAAUUUCUUAAGAAGAAAUGGAAAGUGGUCAAUCAUCUCCUAGGAAAAAGAUUAGAAAAUCAGCAAUUCUAUCUAGAUAAGGAUCUAUUCUAAAUUCUGAUAUGAUGUAGAGAAUAUUUUAAAGAUCAGAUGCUAGAAUUUAGGAAUUAUAAAAUUAAUUAGAUGAAAUUAGAUAAAGAUUGCCUAAAGCAAGUAAAUUUUAAGAGAAUGUUACAUAACCUGUUUCAGACACAAUAAAUAUUAGAAUGGAAUAUUUUAAUUAAAUGAUAAUUCAAUUAUUAGAAGAAACAAAAAAGUUUAAAACUUAACAUGAACUUUUAAAUUAAUAAAUAAUAGCUAUAAAUAAUAAACCUUAAAUAAAGGAAGAAACUCUUUAAUAAAUUGAUGAAAAAUUAAAAUUCAUUUAAGAAUUAGAAUUUAAACUUGAUUAAAAAUGUGAUUCAUCUUUAGUAAUACCUAUUUUAGAUUCAAAAGCUAAUGCUUAAGAAUUUAUGGAGACAAAAUUAUUAUCUAAAUAAUUGAAAUAAUGUAUUCUAGAUACUAUAAACAGUCUAAGAACCUUUUUUACUUCAGAUUAAAAUGAUUAAAUAAAGGAUUUACUUAUCAAUUAAUUAAGUCGAUAUCUAUGUUAUUUUGUUAGAUAAAUUGAAGGUAAUCAAUUAACAUAAAGUGAUUCUUAAUAAAAUCCAUAAUCUACAAAGUAUUUAUAACCCAAAUACACAGCUUAAAGAGUAAAGUCAUAUUCAUCAUGUUCAAAAAGAAGAGAAACUGAUUGUGAAAUAAGAGGAAGAGCUGUUAAUCGUAAUAUUACAGAGACUGCUGUAUAUAAUUCAUUGAGAUCGUCUCCAUUAGCAUUUCGUUUAGUAAAUUAAAAUAAAUAAAGUGCAACAAUAGUGAAAAGAAUGAAAGUAUAAUAAUGA
Messenger RNA from Paramecium pentaurelia, 2114 nucleotides. NCBI's taxonomy places the organism in Eukaryota, Ciliophora, Oligohymenophorea, Peniculida, Parameciidae. The record is from the annotation of a GenBank genome assembly.